Fusarium tjaetaba is the source of this 591-nucleotide messenger RNA. Its product is annotated as G coupled receptor 1. Gene Ontology annotation, cellular component: plasma membrane. Lineage: Eukaryota; Fungi; Ascomycota; Sordariomycetes; Hypocreales; Nectriaceae. Bases 1 to 591 code for a protein of 196 amino acids. The record is from RefSeq and is a predicted model, not a curated record. Gene Ontology annotation, biological process: adenylate cyclase-activating G protein-coupled receptor signaling pathway; cell surface receptor signaling pathway. Gene Ontology annotation, molecular function: G protein-coupled receptor activity. The transcript is spliced from 4 exons.
AUGGCGGAUUCGUUUAUUGAAGCACCUGAUGGGGCGGGAUGUCAGAUACAAGCGUUUCUACUCCACACAUUUGUUGGGGCUGAUGCGCUGUGGACUCUUGCGAUGGCGAUUAAUGUUUACCUUGCGUUCUAUUAUCGCUUUGAUGCGCAGCGAUUGAGGAAGAUGGAGUUGCCGUAUUUAUUGCUCUGUUACGGUAUCCCAUUCUUGCCGGCGUUCGUUUUUAUCUUCAUCAAGAAUGGCGAUGGCGUCAGAGUUUAUGGUAGCGCUGUCCAAUGGUGCUGGAUCACUUCAUCAUGGGAUACUCUCCGCAUCGCAACAUUCUACGGCCCAAUCUGGGUCAUAAUCGCCAUCACCCUCGCAAUUUACAUCCGCUCCGGCGGCACCAUCUACCGAAAGCGUCAACAACUCCUCAAAGCCCAAGGCUCGGGUUCAGGCGGAUUAUCUUACGCCCACCAAAGCACUGUCAACAACAUGAAGACCACUGAAGUGACCAUCACCUCCGAAGCCGCGACGCAACCCGACGCGAUACAAUUACAGAACAUGGGUCAUCAAGUUAGCGUGCAUGCUAUUGCGCCCGGCGGUGAGGCCUAG